Eucalyptus grandis is the source of this 1178-nucleotide messenger RNA. RefSeq lists its product as uncharacterized. The coding region runs from base 74 to 979 and encodes 301 amino acids. The record is from RefSeq and is a predicted model, not a curated record. Lineage: Eukaryota; Viridiplantae; Streptophyta; Magnoliopsida; Myrtales; Myrtaceae. The transcript has 2 exons.
CAAGAGAGUAAAUAUCGAGCAGAAAAACGCACGGAACACAGAGAGAGAGAGCAAAAGAAACGAAACCCUAGCAAUGGCCGCGAUGUCCAUAGCCAGAACUGCAAUCUUCAACCUCGCGAGAGCGUUCCCUCAGUCUCCAUCCUUAGCCUCUCUCGGGUCCUCUCGCAAGCCCUCCAGGAUCUCCUUCAGUUCUCAUGCUUCCAAGUACUCCGAUGAGGUUGAUGAGAACCGCGACCCGCCGAGAGACUCGAGGGCCGACAUGGCGUACCGGUCCAAGGAGUCUAUGAACGAGACCGAUGAACCGCUCCCUGAGGAGGCAGAUAAAGCCAUGAAAGAGGCAAAGGAGAAAGCUGAGCAGAUGAAGGAGAAGACCAAGGAGUCGGCGCAAGCCAUGAAGGACAAGAACAAGGGGACCGCGGAGUCGGUGGCUGAGAGCGCCAAGGAGACCGCGCACAGCGCCAAGGAGAAGACCAAGUCCGCUGCGGAGAUGGCCGCCGAGAAGGCAAGGGAGACGGCUCGGAGCGCCAAGGAGAAGGCCCAGAGCGCCAAGGAGAAGGCCAAGGAGUACACGCACGAGACCAAGGAGAAGACAGAGGACGCUGCAGAGAAGGCCGCAGAGAAGGCAAGGGAAGGGAAGGAGAAGGUGAAGGAGACGGCAAGGGAAGGGAAGGAGAAGGUGAAGGAGACGGCAUGGGAAGCGGCGGAUAGGACAGAAGGCGCGGCAGAGACUGUGAUGGAGAAGGCGAAGCAAGGGGGCGCGAAGGCGGCGGAGGUGGUGCAGAACAUAGGGGAGAAGGCGAAGGAGACGGCGCAGGGGGCGUGGGGUAAAGCGAAGGAGACGACCCAGAAGAUCAAGGACACGGUCGUCGGGACCUCCUCGGACGACGAGGACGACGACUUCAAGAGAGGGACGAAGGUGGACGAGGGUGUUAUCAGAGUGAGGAAGGUCGGAGAUAACGAUGAUAAGAAGAAGUAUUAAGGAAGUGGUAACCCUAAUCCUCCUGUAUUAUGAGAUGAUGAAUUCGACCUUCUGUUGUUUUUGGAGAGACAUAAGAUGAACCUCUUGGGGUGAGUGAAUAAGUGUCGACCCAUCAUCCAUUUUCCAACUUGGUAAAUUAUGUUUAAGAGUGUGCUUUUGUCAUUACUAUCUGUUUUGGAGAAAAUGAAAUUCGAUACUU